AUGCCCUUGUUUAUGCCGGACGAAGAGCUUGCUCGGCUAUCUAGCGACACCGCGUCGGUGGUUGCCGAGAAGGCCGAUGAGUAUAUACGGAAGUUAUACGCCGAGUUGGAUAGUGUUCGUGCUAAGGCUGAUGCUGCUUCCAUCACGGCGGAGCAGACAUGUGCGCUUCUCGAGCAGAAGUACCUCUCGCUCUCUCAGGAUUUCUCUUCGCUCGAAUCUCAGAACUCAAAGCUUCAGUCAGAUUUAGACGAUCGUUUAGCUGAACUCGCUCAGUCUCAGGCUCAGAAGCACCAGCUUCACUUGCAAUCGAUUGAGAAGGAUGGUGAGGUGGAGAGGCUGACUGUGGAGAUGUCGGAGUUGCAUAAGUCUAAGAGGCAACUGAUGGAGUUGUUAGAGCAGAAAGAUGCCGAGAUUAGCGAGAAGAAUUCCACUAUCAAGAGCUACUUGGAUAAAAUUGUUAAGCUGACUAAUGCUAGUUCGGAAAAGGAGUCCCGACUUGCUGAAGCCGGUGCUGAAUUGGCACGUUCCCAAGCAAUGUGCAGCCGUUUAUCUCAGGAGAAAGAACUCAUGGAGAGACACACCAAAUGGCUUGAUGAGGAGUUAACAUCCAAAGUUGACAGCUACACGGAACUCCGUAGAAGGCAUUCUGAUCUCGAGGCUGAAAUGUCUGCGAAGCUUGUGGAUGUUGAGAAAAAUUAUAAUGAGUGCUCUAGCUCGUUAAAUUGGCAUAAGGAAAGAUUGAGAGAGCUCGAAACAAAGAUUACUUCAUUACAAGAGGAACUCAACUCGUGCAAAGAUGCAGCAGCGACCACUGAAGAGCAAUACAAUGCUGAACUUUUCACCGCAAACAAGCUUGUUGAGCUUUACAAGGAAAGUUCGGAGGAAUGGUCUAAAAAGGCUGGCGAACUUGAGGGUGUCAUUAAGGCCUUGGAGGCACGCUUGAACCAAGUCGAGAGUAGUUACAAAGAUAGACUUGAGAAAGAAGUGUCGACAAAACAGCAAUUAGAGAAGGAGAAUGAAGACCUUAGACAAAAACUUGAGAAGUGUGAAGCAGAAAUUGAGAAAACCAGGAAAACAGAUGAGCUAAUGCUUAUACCUUUCAGCAGUUUCACAAGACAGGUUGAUGGUUCUGGGACCAGCAACAUGAUAGAGCAAAGCCAGGAUAUAAUUUCUAAGGUUCCUGCUGGUGUGUCAGGAACGGCACUGGCAGCUUCACUCUUACGUGAUGGAUGGAGUCUGGCCAAAAUUUAUGAGAAGUAUCAAGAGGCUGUUGAUGCCUUGAGGCAUGAGCAAUUAGGUCGAAAGGAAGCUGAGAUGAUACUACAACGGGUGUUAUCCGAAUUAGAAGAGAAAGCGGGAGUCAUCCAAGAGGAAAGAGGCGAGUAUGAGCGGAUGGUUGAAGCUUAUUCUCUAGUCAAUCAAAGACUUCAGGAUUCUGUAUCUGAACAAUCAAAUAUGGAGAAGUUCAUCAUGGAGCUAAAGGCUGACUUAAGGAGACGGGAACGUGAAAACAUUCUAUCUCAGAAAGAUAUAUCUGACCUACAGAAGCAGGUUACAAUACUAUUGAAGGAAUGUCGUGACGUCCAACUUCGUUGUGGAGCUGCCAAGGAUGAUGAUGAAGAAGAUGAUCUUCUGCUUUCUGAUGUUGAGAUGGAUAUGGAAUUUGAAACUGAUAAAAUCAUUUCAGAGCGUCUUUUAAAGUUCAAAGAUAUAAACGGACUAGUUGAGCAGAAUGUAAAGCUCAGGAACCUUGUUCGUAGUCUCUCAGAGCAGAUUGAAAGUAGGGAAAUGGAGCUGAAGGAAAAGUUUGAGAUAGACCUGAAGAAAAAGACCGAUGAAGCUUCUUCCAAGGUAGCUAUCGUGCUAAAAAGAGCUGAAGAGCAGGGACAAAUGAUUGAAUCACUGCACACAUCUGUUGCAAUGUAUAAACGUUUAUAUGAAGAGGAGCAGAAACUUCAUUCAUCUUAUUCUCUCUCGUCAGAUUUGCCUCCAGCUGUAGUGCCUGGAAGGAAGAACUUUUUACAUCUGCUCGAGGACUCACAGGAAGCUACGAAAAGAGCCCAAGAGAAAGCUUUUGAACGCGUCCGAAGUCUCGAAGAAGAUUUAGAGAAGGCCAGGAGUGAGAUAAUUGCUAUGAGGUCUGAACGGGAUAAGUUGGCCAUGGAGGCAAAUUUUGCAAGGGAAAAACUAGAGAGCAUCAUGAAAGAAUCUGAACGCAAGAGAGAAGAAAUGAACGGUGUUUUGGCAAGAAACAUAGAGUUCUCACAGCUGAUAAUUGACCACCAAAGGAAGUUACGUGAGAGUUCCGAGUCUCUGCAUGCAGCUGAAGAGCUUUCUAGAAAAUUGUCGAUGGAGGUCUCGGUUCUAAGACAAGAAAAAGAGGUGUUAUCAAAUGCUGAAAAAAGAGCUUCUGAUGAAGUUUCUGCACUAUCUCAGAGAGUUUAUCGUCUUCAGGCUACCUUGGAUACUAUACAGAGUACUGAGGAAGUUCGUGAGGAAGCAAGAGCUGCCGAGAGAAGGAAGCAAGAGGAGCAUAUCAAGCAACUUGAGAGAGAAUGGGCUGAAGCGAAAAAAGAGUUGCAAGAAGAAAGGAGCAAUGCGAGAAAUAUUACUUCGGACCGCAACCAAACUUUGAACAAUGCUGUAAUGCAGGUAGAAGAAAUGGGGAAAGAAUUGGCUAAUGCUUUGAAGGCUGUCUCGGCAGCAGAGUCCAGGGCUUCUGUGGCUGAGGCAAGACUUUCUGAUUUGGAGAAGAGGAUAAGAUCUUCAGAUCCUAAGGCUCUUGAUAUGAACAAUGGUGGAGUUGUCUCUCUUUCGGAUAAUGAGAUGUCCGUGGAAUUGCGCACUGCAAAAGAAGAAAUCGAAAAGUUAAGGGGAGAAGUAGAAUCUAGCAAAAGUCACAUGCUUCAGUACAAGAGUAUAGCUCAGGUGAAUGAAACUGCAUUAAAGCAGAUGGAAUCUGCUCAUGAGAACUUCAGACUUGAGGCUGAGAAGAGACAAAAAUCGUUAGAAGCAGAACUUGUUUCUCUUAGGGAGAGGGUGUCAGAACUUGAAAACGACUGUAUACAGAAAUCUGAGAAAAUAGCCACUGCUGCUGCAGAAAAAGAAGAUGCUCUUGUGUCAGCAUCAGCUGAAAUUGCAAGACUGAGAGAAGAAAGCUUAGUCAAAAAUUCCCAAAUUGAAGCAUUGAAUAUCCAAAUGUGCACUUUAAAGACUGACCUGGAGAAGGAACAUGAGAAAUGGCGUGUCGCUCAGAGAAAUUACGAAAGACAGGUUAUUUUGCAGUCGGAAACUAUUCAAGAGCUGACAAAAACAUCACAAGCUUUUGCAGCCCUUCAAGAGGAAGCAUCUGAACUACGUAAAUUGGCAGAUGCGCAGGGAACUGAAAAUUCCGAGCUUAGUGCCAAGUGGAGUGAAGAAAAAUUGAUGUUAGAGCAGCAAAAGAAUCUAGCUGAGAAGAAGUAUCAUGAACUCAAUGAACAGAACAAAUUACUUCAUAGCCGACUUGAGGCUAUGCAUCUUCACUCGGCUGAGAAGGGUAGCUCCUCUGGAAAAGUAUCGUCUGGAAGCAAUGACUCGGACCAACUUGGAGAUUCUGGGUUGCAAAGUGUAGUUAACUAUUUGCGAAGAACAAAGGAAAUCUCUGAAACAGAGAUCUCGUUGAUGAGACAGGAAAAGUUGCGGUUGCAAUCGCAACUUGAAAGUGCCUUAAAGAUGGCAGAAUCUGCUCGGGGAUCACUUAGUGCUGAGCGGGCCAGUUCAAGGGCAUCACUAUUAACUGAGGAUGAAAUCAAAUCUCUUCAGCUUCAGGUUAGUGAGAUGAAUUUGCUCCGUGAAAGCAACAUGCAGCUCAGGGAGGAAAACAAACACAAUUUUGAAGAAUGCCAGAGAUUGCGUGAGGUAGCUCAAAAAGCUAGGGCAGAAUCUGAAAACUUGGAGAAUCUAUUGAAGCAAAAGCAAACUGAGUUAGACUUGUGCGUGAAAGAGAUGGAAAAGCUAAGGAUGGAGACAGAUCUUCAAAAAAGGAGGUUGCGGGAGACGUAUAGAAACAUUGAUGUUGCUGACUACAAUCGCCUCAAAGAUGAUGUGCGGCAACUAGAGGGGAAACUGAAAGCGAAAGAUGCUCAUGUUGAAGAUUUCAAUAAGCUUCUGUUAGAGAAGCAGAAUAAGAUAUCGCUUUCAGAGAAGGAGCUAACAAACUGCAAGAAAGAACUGAGUGAGAAGGAGAAGAGGUUAGAUGAAGCUCAGCAAGCACAGGCUACUAUGCAGUCAGAGAUUGAGAAUCUGAAAACAGAGGUCACUAAGGUCAAGAGAGCUUAUGUCGUGGCCAAGAAAAAAUACGACAAAGACAAGGAGGAUCUAAACAAAGAAAACCAGUCACUCUCUAAACAGUUAGAGGAAGCCAAACUUGCUGGAAAGAGAUCCACAGGUGAUGCUGUGGCCGAGCAGGCCGUUAAGGAGAGAGAUGAAAAAGAACAAAAAAUUCAGGAGAAAACUAAAGUGGAUGAAGAACUUGUUAAGCUCGAGAGGUAUCAGACGGCAUUGACUCAGCUCUCUGAAGAAUUGGACAAAUUGAAGCAAGCAGAUGGCAAUCUUCCUGAGGGUACUUCAGCUAUCCAGGCUCUCUCUGGAAGCAUAUUGAAUGACCAAGCUGUUGCCUACGUAUCAGCUGUAGACUAUUUUGAACGCAUGGCUCGUACUAUUGUCCUCAAUUCUCAAGGUAGCACAACUUCUACUGAUACGGUGAGUGAACCUUCCCCUGGUACAGUUGAGCCUUCAGCCAUUGCGAGAGCCUCUCCUUCCACGACUUCAAGAGCUCUGGUGGCAACUACCCAGCAGCCACCCAGAGCAGCGUUAGACAUUAACAAAGAGAAGAGAUUGACUCUACAGAAACAAAGCGCUGAGCUUCGCAGACCGAGUAGGAGGAUUAUUAAUCGUCCCCAACUUCCCAAUCCCCAAGGUGAUGUUGAGAUGCCAGAAGCUGAGGGGGCUGGUGAUGAAGGAAAACAGUCUUCCUCCCAUGAAACAGAGACCCAAGCAACCACAAUUGUACCACCUGUUCAAACACAUGUCCGUAAACGCCAGGCUGAUGCGUUGGCUUCUGAACAACAGCAAGAGACUCAAGGGGAAACCAGUUCCGAAAUUGCACCACCUGCAUCAAAGAGGUCAAAAGGAUCCGAGUCACAACCUGAUGUUUCUCCCCAAGACGAAAACCUCUCAAAAGAGCCAGCCAUUGAUGAAUCGAUGGAUGCUACCACUGCCGCAGAUGGUGACAAUGAAGAAAUAGAAGCUGAGACUGCGGAGGAGAAAACUGAAGAAUCUGUGGAAGCACAACAAGAAAAUGAAGCUGAAGUGCUGGAUAAAGCUGAUGAACCUGUGGAAGAAAAUCUAACCGAGACUGAAACCAUCCCUACCGAAGAAGAGCCAAGGGAUCAAUCAGAGCAAGAGAAUCAAGAACUUGGGACAGAUAUGGAAUCCGAUAAAGAAGAAGGAGAGUUCGAACUAGAUACGCUGGAAGAUCUCGACGAGGCUACGGAUCUAGCAAACAUGAUGAGGAGUCCAGAGAAAGAAGAAGUGCAGCCUGAGACGCUAGGUACACCCACACAGUCACCUAGUAGGAUAGAGACAGCAAUGGAGGAAGCUGAAACAGCCAUUGAACCACUAAUAGAAGAUGAUAAGAACGAUGAAGGCGGUGAUGUAGUAGCUGAAGAAGCCUCUGAUAAACCAAACAAUGGUAAUGAACAACAAGCAGCAGAAACUGAUAUCAAGCCAGAGACCGCAGUAGCUACAACCUCCUCUGCAUCUACCACCCCAUCCACUUCCUCUACUCCAGCUUCCGCUAUCACUCAAACCGAAACUCCAGAAACUGAAGAAACAAAAAGAGCGCCAUCGCCAUCACCAAGUGGUAGGCUUGUGACACUAGCUGAUAGAGCAAAAGAGAAUGCAGCCAAAAGACAAGCGGGAGUAGCCACUGUAGGAGGAACCCGAGCUCCUAAUCCAGCCAACAGAGGUCGUGGUCGACCUAUAGUAAACCUUCGAGGAGGUAAUCGAUUGCUUACUCGAGGUGGCCGAGCCACGCGUGGUGGACGUGGACCACCCCCGAACCAGCCUUGA
Molecule: messenger RNA, 6114 nt
Organism: Arabis nemorensis
Lineage: Eukaryota; Viridiplantae; Streptophyta; Magnoliopsida; Brassicales; Brassicaceae
Source: the annotation of a GenBank genome assembly